AUGGAUGGGAAUGCCCUCAGGGGAUCGUUCGUACUGGGUCCGGUGGAGGGGAUUUGGAGGUUGGAGCAGCGGCCGUAUCAGUCCUCGAACGAGAGGCAUUAUCUCAGGUGGAGGGGGGAGGACGAGCAAGGGGGUAGGUAUGAUGAGGAGGGUGACGGGAGCUAUAUCAAGUUUUGGGGGGAUGGGUUGGUGGAAGGGGGGAUUAGGUUUUAUGGGAGGAUGAUUUUCUUUGAUGGGAGGACGGUGAGCGGGAGGAAUGAGACGAGGAGUGAUGUUAGUGCCUAUGAUAUGAGAGACGAGUGGGCGGAGAGGGCUUUGUGA
Podospora pseudocomata is the source of this 321-nucleotide messenger RNA. RefSeq lists its product as uncharacterized. The transcript has a single exon. Lineage: Eukaryota; Fungi; Ascomycota; Sordariomycetes; Sordariales; Podosporaceae. The coding region runs from base 1 to 321 and encodes 106 amino acids. The record is from RefSeq and is a predicted model, not a curated record.